Messenger RNA from Oryzias latipes (Japanese medaka), 12828 nucleotides. It is a transcript of the gene pcnt, whose product is annotated as pericentrin. NCBI's taxonomy places the organism in Eukaryota, Metazoa, Chordata, Actinopteri, Beloniformes, Adrianichthyidae. The record is from RefSeq and is a predicted model, not a curated record. Gene Ontology annotation, biological process: signal transduction. Gene Ontology annotation, molecular function: DNA binding; molecular adaptor activity.
UAUCUAUUGACAGUUGUGUGUAGCCAUAGAGGUUCAAACAUUGUUGAGACAAGUUAUUUUGAUGUGCGAUUUAACUUUUUUAUUUUCCUUUGAACAAUGUCCUAACUGGUAGCCUUAUAAAAUCAAGUCAUGGAUGAAGAUGAACGGCAAAGGAAGUUAGAAGCUGGGCGAGCUAAGAGUUCUUCUAUUUUGCAACAACGCCAGUCACUUGCUAGCUUCAGACAGAAGCGCGCGAAAAGCAACGCGGGGGAGGCGAAAAAGACGCAGAAGAGGAAGGGUCCGACUGACCCGAAGAAUGACAGCCCAGCGCAAGACUGUCACGUAGAACAAACGCCUCCAUCAGCAAGUGCCACAAAAACCAACCACAAGGACGCCUUAAAGCCAGAUGAUUCAGAUGUUGAAGGGGAUGAGUCAAGUAAACAGCCUCCCACUCCAGAGCGCAGCCCAUCUCCUGUGGAAGUUUUGGGAGAGGGAGAGCUAGCUGCCCUGACUGGCAAAGAACAGCUCAAGCAGUUGCAGUUGGCUGUUGAGAAGCGUAAUGAUAUCAUUGCCAAACUCAGCUCCAACCUCCAGGAGGCUCUGGCAAGUAGAGACCUGGUUCAACUGGAGGCCCACUCUCUAGCUGAACAGAUUCGAGCUCUGCAAAAACAACUCCAGCAGACGAGUGUGGAAUUUCAGCGAAUCAAAGUUCAGUCAGGAGCUGAGGUCUCCAGUGUCAGUCAGCAUCAUCAUUCACUUCCUUCACAAGAUCUCAAAAACAACCUAGUUGAGGAACAGACAGAAGAUCCGACACAUGAAAGUUCUGGCUCUUGUGCUGUUCCUGAAGGCUUCAAUCUUGAUGGGGACUCUGAGAUUGACACUAUACUACAUAAGUUAAGGUUUGAGUUGGAAGAAGAAAAAAAGAAGAACCAACGUAUCAAUUCAGAACUAGCAGAGGAGAUAGAGAAAAAACACCACGUGCUUUUGUUACUGGAAAAAGAAAAGCAAGGCAGAGAAGAGGAACCAAGGGAAAAUGAGGCAACGCUACAAAAUCUUCAGACUCAGUUAAGCCAAGUACAAACUCAGUGCCUUGCAGUUCAGCAGCACAAAGAAGAGAAAGCAAAGCUAGACAGAGAGAUAAAUGAGCUGAGACAAAUACUUCAAAAGGAAGAAAAUGGGGAAAGGAGAUCCAGUGAGGAUAUUCCCGGCUCUGCCCUUUACCUGCAGAACAUGGAGGAUGAAAGGCAGAGACAAGAGGAAGAGAUGAAGAAGCUAAAGGAGGAACACAGAAGGGAGAUUGAGCUUGUCCGUCGGAUUUUGGAACAAAGAGAACAAGAACUUCAGCAAAGAGAGGAGGAGGUCAAAGUACUGAAAGAUUCUGCAAAUCAUCCGAGUCACACAAAUGCUAGUAUUGGCUCUGAGAGGACUUCUGUAGAGGAAGCCAAUGUUGAAAGAGGACUUGAUCAGGACGGCAUAAAUGCAUCAAUACAAGGAGAUAUUCUAAUGGAGCGAUAUCUGGCUUCAGCCCCCCUGGCAUACUCUCAAUCUUCAGUAGUUAAUGAAAGUUCUGAACUGUGCAGUCAGCUGGACCUUUCUGCAGACUACAGUUUUGAGCUCAACAGUGAUCCGUUUCAAGAUCAACCACUGCUGUCUAUUUCAAGCCGUCCCUAUGAAGAAAAUGAGCACUGGCAAAACAUCUCAUCCCAACACAGUAUCAAGGAAGCUGGGGAUCAUCAGAACUUCAGUUCUGAUGAUCUGGACUUGAGUCAGAUGUCACAGCAGCAGUUUGAAAAGACAGACUUGGAGAAGGACUUGCUGAACCAGCAGUGUUUGGAGCUGCAAGAGGAACUUGCUCUGAAGGAGCGGGAUUUGGAAGUCUUAAAGGAGGAGGUCCUCCAGAGUGCUGAAGAGCUGGAGGAAGCAAGGAGCAGGUGGGCCCAAGUAACAGAAGAGCUCAGACAUGCUCUCUGGGAGCUUGAAGAAGAGAAACAGAAGAGAAGAGAUAUCGAGGAAGAGAUGAAGACGUAUAAGGAAGACCAUCUUCAGGAAACUGGCACCUUAAUAGAAAGAGAGGAAGAAGACGGUUCAAAAGCUAUGACUGUAGAAGAAGCUGAGAGCUCUACCGAGACUUUCCUGCUCACCUUUGUAGAAGCAGAUGAUAAUACGUUAGUGAAUGAGGUCAAGGAAAAUGAGAACAAAUCUGAACUGGCUUAUAAAAAUGAGCAAGAGGAGCUAUCAAAUCUGCAAAAUAUGACCGCAGGCUCUUCUGAGACCCAGAAGAUUGGAGACAACUUCAACAUCCAAACUUUGCUGGAGCACAGUGACUGCCUGGUGUCAGAACUGGAGAAAACAAAAACCGAAUAUGAAACCACAUCAGCACUGUUGAGUGAAAAGACAAUUGAGCUUGAGACUGUAUUAAAAGAACUUGAAACGACCCGUGUUCAGGUUGUAAAUGUCCAGAAAGAGGUGGAGAAAUUACAGAAAGAACUGCUAAGCAACCACGAUUCCUUGCAGUGGGCUGGAAAAGUCAAAAGUGAGCUGGAAGCUCAAAUCUCAUGUUUGCAACAAAACCUCGCUAGUUUGGAGGAAGCUGAAGCUCAAUCUGUGCAACAGAGGGAGGAGGUCAAGGCAAAAGAGCAGCAGAUGGAGGAACAGAUCAAAAAGAUGGAGCAAGUCUUGGAGGAGGAACUUGAGCAGUUUGAGAACAUAUUAAAAGCAAAGGAUGCCGAGUUGGCUGAUGAGAGAGAGAAAUGGGAGACGGAGAAACAGGAGAAGGAAAAACUCCUUGAUGUGACCGGUCUGCUGAGGGAGCAGCUGAAGGAGAAAGAAAAUGAGGUGAAGGCUCUCCUGGAGAAGCAGGUCCUCGCUGUGCAGGAGGCUACCGAAAAGCUCAACUCCUCUCACCAGCAACAGAUCAAGCUCCUAACUGAGAAACAUCAACAAGAGAUUUUGGAGUUGAACGCUCAUUUAGAGUCGGAGUUAACGAAGCUUCAAGUCAGUAUGGAGGAGGAACAAAAGCGACAAAUUGGUCUAAUCAAACAGGUCACUGAGCGUGAACAUGAAAGAGUGAUAUCAGAGCUCACAGCCAAGAACAAAGAGGAGCUGAAUCAACUAAGGGCUGAAGUGUCCUUGGAGCUGAGGGAAAGCAUGGAAGCUGCUCACCAGGCUGAGCUGCAGCAGAUACAAGUCCAGAAGGCCCUGGAGCUCGAAGCCUUGCGUCUGAGCCUGACCUCACUGCACACAUCUCACAUGGAGCACUGUCAGGAAAACGUGAAGCAGGAUCAAACUGCUGCUCAAACUCUGCAUCAGCUGGAUGUGGACCAUAGCAAACAGAGUCAGGAACAGGAGGGGCGACUUCUGCACCAACAGAAGAUGGAUGGUUUAGAAGAGCAGUGGGACAUCCGUGUUGCUGAGGAAAGGGCAUUCUUGGAGGAAAAGCAUUCCAAAGAUAUGCAGGCUCUCAAGGCUCAGUGGCAGAUGGAGAAAAAGGCUUUCCAGGAGUCGUUCUCUGACAUUCAAAAUACUCUCACAUUAACUCAGGCUGAACUGACCAGCACCAAGAGCUCUCUCACAGAGACCACAGAAGCUUUAUCUGAAGCCAAAGCAACUUUGAGGGAGGUUCAGGCAGAGCUACAACAGGCACAAGCGAGAAUGCAGGAACUCCAAACCUCCAGUAAGGAACAGCUCCAUAAACUACAAGAAGAACUGAAGCAAGUUCUGAAAGAAAGAGAUUCCUUUGAGAACUUGGUUUUGUCUUACAAAACUGAGCUCCAGGAGAAGGAGCAACAUGCCCUCCGCUGUGAAGAAAAAGAGCGGCAACUGAAACAAGAGGUUGUUCUGCUGGAAGAGGAAAAGAUCUUGCUUAAACAAAACUCAGAAGAAGAAAUGGGUCAGUUAUGGACCCAGCUGGAGAGCAUGCGGGCCAGUCGGCGAGAGCUUGGAGAGCUCAAGGAGCAACUGUUGGCUCGCUCCUCUCAUGUUGAUGACAUUGAACGCCUCAAGGUAGAAUUUAAUGAACAAAAGAAGGAAAUCAAGGAGCAGAAUGAAGCUGAGCUGGAAAACCUGAGGAGGUAUUUUGAGAAGCGCUUGCAUGCAUCAGAAGAGAGUUACAAAGAGGAAAUUGCUCUGCUACAGAUGAGACUUGUAGAAAGCGCCUUGGAGGAGUCUGUCAUUUUAACUUCAGAAGAUUGUACUUUAUCUCAGGUUCAAGUUGAAGAGAAAACACAUGUUCCCGAUGUUGCCAAAUUUGAGGAACAAGUGGGAAUACUAAACUCUUUGAAGCUGGAGUUGGAGGAGAAACACUCCCUGGAGCUUUCUAAUAUAACAUCUUCUAUGGCUCUCUCCUUUAAAGAGGAACUGCAGCAGACCCGGUCAGACAUCACUCAUCAUUAUCAUAAAGAGCUGCAGGAACAAAAGACGAUGCACGCCCUGGAACUAGAGCAGCUUAGAGCCAAAGUCUCUGACGUUCAUUUAAAAGACUUACAGGAACAACUUACUAGAGCACAACUGGAGGCAGCCAGGCAAGCUGAGGUGGAAAUAGAGCAAAGGAUGUGGUGUCUAACUGAGGAGCUUCACGCAAAGAUACGAAUCAUCCACGUUUUGGAGAAAAGCCUGGAGAACCUCAGCAAGCAGCAUGAUGAAGAGAUGCAGCAGAAUUCACAAAAGCUCGACCAGCUUGAGAAAGCUCUGAAUCAAGAAAGAGAGAUCCUAAAAGCGCUUCAGCAAAAGACUAAAAGUGAAGUCUCUGCAAUAAACUCAGAGGAGGGCCCACAGUCCCCUAUGAUGAAACCGGAGACUCGGUAUGACAUAGAACUGGAAAAAGCAAAGACCUGCAUGUCUGCAGAAAUCAAAGAGCUCACCAUUCAGCUUCAAAAGCAGAGUGAGGAGAAGCUACACCAAGCCCAGCAGAGGUUUCAGGCAGAAAAAACAGCCCUGGAGCAGCAUCUGGUCCAGAAAUAUGAAUCGUCUUUGGCCGAACUUAAAAACAAGUGCAAAGCAGAGUGGGAGCAGGAAAGAAUGGCACAACUUAACAAUCACUCUCAAGAGAUGGAUGCACUAAAUGCCACACAUACUGCACAACAGAAUUCACUCAAUGCCAGCCACAAAAGCCAGCUUGCAGCUGUAGUGGCGGAGCUUGAAUCUAAGCACCGUGCAGAGCUUGUUGCCUUGGAGGCAACACUCCAUUCCAAACGAAAGGAAGACCUUGAACGCCUGGAGGCCGUUUUUCAGGAGACCAAUCAGGUGCAGUUGGAAGCAUUAGAAGCAGAAUUGUCUCGCAAACAUCAGGAAGAGACAGAUGAGCUAGAAAAGAGGAUGCUGGGUAAUAUGGACACUUUGGAAGCCACCUACUUGAAGGAAGUCCAAGCACUUCGAAAUGAUAUCGUUCAACUCAAGGAGAAGCAUAAACAAGAGCUUAUUGUCAAGGAUGCAGAACACAAAAAUAUUUUGGAGCAACUUGCUAGAGAACAGCUGUCCAUCAGAGAGGAACUGCGGAAAGAGCUGGCUCAGCUUCACAUGGAAAAGUUUAAAGCCAUGGCAGCAGAGCUCAGCUUCGUUCAGAAGAAUGAACUAGCUUCUCAGAAAGAAGCCCUGGAUGCUGAACACUGCAAGGCUUUGGAAGCACUAAAGAAGCAGGUUUUUGAUCUGGAACAGCAGCACAAUACUGCCCUGCAGGAUCUGACAAACACUUACGCUGCGGAAAAAGACCAGCUAACCCAACAGUUCAAACUCCAACUUCAGGAGCUGAGAGGGACAUCUGCGCGGGAACUGCAGGCAGCUCGGCGGGAGCUUGAAGAGGAGUCGUCAAGGCAACGGCAGCAUUACCUGGAAGAGGUGGAGCUUCUCAAAGUCAGAUCAGAAGAGAAGCUGCAGGACAAGAUUAAUCAGCUGAUGACGGAAUUUGAAGACCAGAAGGAGGUGGAGCUUGAAGAGUUAAGGCGGAGCUUCGCAUCUGAUCAACAGGAAAAGGAACAGAGCUACACAAACAAAAUGAGCCAGCUCACUGUUCAGCUGCAGCAACUUGACUCUGUGGUCGCCCAGCUCCGAGCAGAAGUCGGAUGUCUGCAGGGAGAGUUGCAAGGAAAAAGUGCAGAAAUGGAGACGAUGGACACCCUUCUUCAGCGACGGGAGCGAGAAAGUCAGGAAGGAGCCAACCUUCUGAAGAUGCUAACAGAUGAUUUACAGGCAGCCAAAGAGGAAAAAUUCAAACUUCAUCAUACAAAUGAAAAGUUGGCUAAAGUCCUGGUUGAGAUGUUUCGUGGCAUUAGAGCAACAGAAGAACAGAUCGGACAAAAGAUCAAUGUUAGAACUAAAUCAUCUGAGCAGGCGACCCAACAGAGGAGCUCAACAGAGAACAAAGAUGCUCAAGAGUCAGGUAUUUCAGUAGCAGAUUUAACAUCUGAUGACUUGGAGAUGACCCAACUCCUCUGUGAGAGUCUGCUGGUCUCCGACUCUCAGAUCAAUCCUGUAGGAGAAGAAUCAGUUUUGAAUGCUUGCUGCAGAUUACGUCAGGCAGUGGACAUGCUGCUUGACCUUCUCAACCAAGCAAAUACUCAGCUUGAAGAGACUAGAAAUGUCCAUCUUUCUCUGGAGGAGAAGUUUUCCAAAGGUAAAGAAGACUCUGUCCAACUGUUGGAACAGCACAAGCUCCUUUUGGAGCAGCUUGAUGAGGAGGCCAAGAUGAAGAGUCAACUCCAGUUGGAGCUCCACAAGGCCGAGGGGCUUCUGGAAGGAUACGUGGCUGAAAAAGCUGUUCUAGAAGAGUCUCUCCAGCAGAAGGAGAAUCAAGAAGAAAGGCUUGUGGAGGAGCUGGAGGACCUGAAAACACAGCUUCAGCAGAUGCAAGGCUUUGCUGCAGAGGUGCAAAGCCUCAGAUUGAAGCAUCAGGAACUCGUGGAAGAGAAUGCAAUUCUCCUUCGCCAGAAGGAGCAUCUUUCAGCUGGACUUGGGGAACGGGAAAAGGACCAUUGCUUCAUUAUAAAUCCUGACAAAGCUUUGUUGGCAGAGACGGAGCGUUUGACCCAAGAUAGGCUGGAUUUGCAGCGGCAGGCAGAAAAAGACCACAAGACUCUGACAGUGCGCCUCAGAAACGUGGAGAGAGAACUUGAGGAGCAGGAAACCAUGGUCCUGGAAACAGAGAUGCACAACAAGACCCACACCGAAGACCUGAACCAGCGUGUCCAAGCACUUGAGAAACAGCUAAAACACAACAGGCAAUUCAUAGAAGAGCAAGCUGUGGAGCGUGAACACGAGCGAGACGAGUUCCAACAAGAGAUCCACAGGCUUGAGGCUCAACUCAGACAACCUACUAAUGUGGAUCACAGAGGAAGCAGGUUUGACGACUUGGUUCUGCAGUUGGAGACUCUUCAUGCCAUCAUCAAGGACAAAACCGAGGAUUAUGAUAGUCUCAUGGCAGCCAAUCAGCAAGCCCAGCGCGAUCUUACAGAGCGCAAUGAGGAGAUAGACAAGCUAGCGGGGCGCAUCAGAGAGUUGGAACAAGCUCUCCUCAACAGCACUGAGAGUGUUAGAACUUUCCAGCAGCUGGAGCAAGAGCUGCACAAAGCGAAGCAAAGAGAGCAAGAGCUCACACAAGAUAAGCUUAUAUUAGAGCAGCAGCAGCUGUCCAGCAGGCUUCAAAUCUCUGCCCUGCAAUCCAAGCUGGAUGAGACACGACACUGUUACCAUGACAACGCACACGACCCCACCCACGAGCUUAGGGAUGCCUUGGACACGGCUCAGCAGAAACUACACAGCAAAGAACAGGAGGCUGAAAUUUUGCUUGACCAGUUGGAGACUGUGCAGAAAGACCUGACUAUAAAAGAGGUUGAACUGAAGCACCUGACACUGCAGCUGGAGCUACUGACGGAAAGGAACACCGCGCAUGUUCAGGAGCUCCAGGAGCAGAUUUCUUACCUGCAGGAAAAGGCUUCCACCCUCACUAUAAAUGUGGAGGAGGAGGAGGAAUGCAUCCAAAUGGAAGAAACAGAGGAAGAGACUCUUCCCUCAGCUCUUCUGAAUGAAAAAAACCAGGAGAUUGACCACCUGAGCAGUGAGAUCCAAAGACUGGAACAGGACCUGGAGAGUGCAAGAGAUGACAAAAUCAGUGCUCUAGAGGGUGAAGUUGAAGACCUACGCUCUCAAGUUGAGCGUCUUCAGUCUGAAGUUGCAAGAGUCCGCCACGACAAACAGGAGGAAGAGGAGCGCCUUCAUGAAGUCAUCAGUACACUUCAAGCAGAGCUUGCCACAUUAGGCCCCAACCUGCAUGAAGUCAGUGACUCUCAGGAUGGAGACAGCUUCAACCCCUCGCCUGCACCCAGCCCAGAACCUCGCUGUGUUAUCCAAGAACAAGAGAUGGGAGGGAAGCCCAGCAGCUUGAAGCACGAGCUCAACCAGACUCAUUCUGGGUCCUCACAUUCGCUUCGAUCUCGCCUUAAAAGCCUUCAGAGUCAGCUUGAGACUGCUGCAGCGGAGAAGGAGAGUCUGGAGAGAAUUCUUCUUACCCAGGAGGAAGAGUUCAGAGGACAAGGAGAAGAAUUUGGAAAGAGGCUCAAAGCGGAGAGGAAAAAGCUUGAUGAAAUCCAAGAUCUUCUUAAACAGAAAGAAGCUGAACUUGAGGAGGUGAAAGCUCAAGCUGAGGAGGAGAAGGAGGCAAGGAAACUUGCAGAGAAGGAGAGAGACCGUUGGAAAGCCCAAGCUGAAGAUGUAAGCCCCUCACAUGAAAAGAUGGCCCACCUUCAAUCCCUGGUUUUGGAAUUGCAAAAUACCAAACAGGACAGCGGAAAAGAGAUUGAGAUGUUAAAAACCAAAGAGAAGGAAAUGAAAACAGAAAUGGAGGUCCUUCAAGAAGCUGGGCACACUCUUGAGAGGCAAGUUCAGGAGAUGAGGGCAGAGCUGGUGGACAUGGAGAAGCUGGUCGCUGAGGGGCGGUCACAGAUUAAAUCCCUUGAGACUGUAAAAGGAGAGCUCUCUGCUGAGUGUGAGCUGCUUAGAAAGAGAGAAGAUCAGCUGAGGGAGGAAAUUGUAAAGUUGGAUUCUGAAUCGGCUUCAAUGAAAGCUCUUAUCCAGGACCUGACCAUGAAGCUUCAAGAUCAAGAAGCAAGACAAGAAAAGGAUCAAAAGCCAGUCUUGACUCAUGCUGAUGGGACCCGAGCUAAAGCAGAUGCUGCUUUGAGGCAAAAAGAGUUUGAGUUCGAUGGCUUAAAGAAAGAGAAUCAAGCACUCAGAUCAGAGUUAACUGCAGUGAAACAAGGACUGAGUACCAGCUCAGACAAGGCUCACAAACUCCACGAAGAAGGACAGAUUAAAGACAGGGCUCUCUUUGAUCUGGAGACCGACAAUCGGAGACUCAACGCAGAACUCCAGCGUCUUCAGAAAGACCUGACCGUACAGGAAGAAGAAGUAGCCUAUCAGAAGAGAGAACUACAGCUGCUGCGACAACAUUGUCAUGAACAGAACAUAUUUUCUCAUCACCAAGAAUACUCACAGAAAAAUAUUUCUCACGCAGCUUUCAAGGAUACUUUGGCUGCGUCUCGGAAUGAAGCGUUUUUGAGUUCUCCAGAAGUCUUGCGGAGACUCGAAUGCUCUGAGGACAGAAUCCCAGAACGGUUCCACACCUCUGUCCUUGAUUGUCAUCUGUCUGGGCUCAGCGGUCUAAACAGCAGUGGUCUGGAUCCCCAUAAGGUCAAAAUCUCUCCAAGAGUUGUAAUGGAGCCUCUGCAAUCCAGAACCAUCACACCUGAUCAGUCUACACAGAGAACCCACUCCCCCGGCUCUUUGUCAAUAUCUGACAACUUCUCAUUGGUUGACUCAAUUGAUGCUGAACAGGUGCAUGAGUUGGAGGGAAUAGACCAGACAGCACCUCCAUCUCCACUUGGUUCCACCUCAUCCAUGUCUGCACAGGAAUGGGCCAGUGACGGCUACGGCAGCAAUGUGAGUUCAGAACUGGGUGCCAGGCUGAGAGUGGAGCUUGAACAGACCGAAAGACUCGAUGCUCAGUUUGUUGAGUAUCUGCGCUGUAGAGGAAUGAAUCCCACGGUGAACACUGAUAGUGCCGCUGGCAGUAUGAGCUACACUGAGGAUUUGUUGUCACCAGAGCUACAGGGUCUAUUGAAGAAGGUCUAUCACGAAAGCUGUAAAAUUCUCACUUUAAGCCAGCGCCGUGUCAGCGCUUCAAUCAAACCACAGGUUUUGGCCUAUUCGUGCAGUCAAACUCAGUCUAAAGACAACUCGGGUCCUGUCGACUGUGAGAAUGAAUCACAGCUGCCUCAUCCUCCCAUGAGCUGGCAGCAGGAGAAAAGAGCGCUGCAGGAGACUGUGAUUGCUCUCAGAGAGCUGCUCUGUCGAAUGGCACAGAGGCACUCACAAAUGGAUUUUUGUGAAGAUAACUGGCGGACGGCUCAGCUACAAAUUGAUGGAACAGUUGAUGUUCAAAUGAGAACAGAGCUGGAGGAGAAGCAGAAGCAGCUACAAUGUGCCCAUGAUGCUCUGAAGGAGCACAAGAGCAACAUACUUUCUCUCAGGCUUACUAUAGAAGAAAACGAUGAGGCCUUACAAAGAGAAAAGUCCAGAGUCCAGGAGCUCCAGUGUGAACUGGAACAAGAAAAGGCUCUAAAUCUCUGCAAAGAAAAAGAUAAGGAAGAACAGAGAGAAGCUUUGCAAGUGUCUUCUGAGGAGCUGAAGGCAGAGGUGUUGUCUCUAAAGAGUCAGGUGAAACAGGAAAUGGUGACCUGCAGUAACCUCAGGCAAGAACUCCAGAUUGAACAGUCCCGCAGCGCGCUGCUGGAAAAACGCCUAGAAGACACCUUGAAGAUGCUUGAAGAUGGACGCCAGCAUUCUGUCCAACAACAAGAGCUCAACCUGAAGGAGAAAAACCACCUGGGGCAACUCCUGGAUGAAGCAGAGUCACGACUGGCUGACAUGCACUCAAAGCUCGCGGAUUGUCACAGGAAAAUCGAUGACGAGAGAGAACGUUGCUCUCAAGAGAUGAAUCAGCUCUGCAGAAGACACGAAGCUGAUGCAGCCAGAGACAGGAAGUUCAUCUCUGAUUUACGCUCCCAGUUGGAGCAGGAGAGAAGGCAAGGUGAAGGCUUAGCAGACGCUGCAGAGAAACUGAGGACUGAGCUGCUGGAAAGCAGAAGGAAAUGGGAAGAAGAGGAUAAAACUAAGAGAGAAGAGUUUCAGAGGGAGCAGGAAGCUGCUGCAAAGCUCAGGGUUUUGAUUCGGACUUUAAAGGAACAAAAACGUGAAAUCAGUUGGGCUUUAGAGGCUGAGCAGGAGCGACGCAGACAGCAGGAGAAGGAAGUGGCUGAGCUGAAGGAGAGGCUCCAACUGCUGAAAAUCAAGGAGAAGGAGAUGGAGGAGCAGUGGGAGAGGGAAAGGAGAAAGACCAGGCAAGAGCAGAUGGACCGAGAGAGGAGACAAGAGAAGACCAAAAACAAACUGUUGGAGUUGCAGUCACUGAGGCAGCAGGACCAUCAGCGUGUGCAGGAGCUCCAGCAAACUUUGGCACAUCUUGAAAAAGACAAAAAAGAAAUGGCUGCUCAAAGGCUUAUCAUAGAAACUUCAGGGCAGCAACAACAAUCUGCUUCAGCUCAUCUGCACUCUGAAACUGAAGGGACUCAUUCAAGCAUCUCACAAAAACCCCAACAGAUCUCCGCAUCAUCAUCUAACCUGCUGGAGAAGUUACUGAAGGAGAACUCUGAACUGAAUGAGCGCAUAACCUCCCUCAGUCAGGAAAGGUCCACCUACAAACAUAGACUGUCCACCUUGGAGAAACAGCUUCGUCGCACAGAAAGCGAUCUCUCUGCUGCGAACACCGAAAGGGAGAACCGGCCAAUCGGUGACCCGAGCUGCAGCAGGUUGCAGCGUUACUAUGAGCGUUAUCUGCGCGCUGAGAGCUUCAGGAAAGCUCUCGUUUACCAGAAGCGUUACCUGUUACUGUUGUUGGGAGGAUUCCAGGAGUGCGAACAGGCCACUCUGUGUCUAAUUGCUCGCAUGGGAGCGCGACCUUCAACCCCCCUUUCAGCCCCCCGCAGACCCAUUAGACGAUUCAGAGCUGCUGUUCAAGUCAUCAUUGCACUCUCAAGAAUGAAGUUCUUGACCAGGAAAUGGCAAAAGGCGAUCCGAAGGCCAUCAUUGUCUGCAACUGGACAUGCUGGACCUAAAGUGGAUGUCUUAAGGCAGCAACAGCCAAUAUCUAAAUCUGACUUGAUCCAGAACAGAGCAAGUAAUGCCGUCCAAAGAGCCACUGUUUCAGCUCUGGUGCCUCCAAGUAAAUCACCCUUCAGGUUGCACAACAGGUCCCACUCCAGUUCCACCAUGGCCUCAGUGCAUUUGGAUGGAACAUCUCAGGAUCCAGAGCAAUCGCUGACAGAAUACAUCCACCAUCUAGAGAAAGUCCAGCAACGGUUGGUGGGAGCCAAGCAAAGUUCAGCUGUCCUCCAGACCCGGCCAAAGUAGUCUGAUUACUCAGACUGAAGUCUGCCUGCCCUAAUAUUGUUCAAUGUAUCAUGCCUUACUCCUGUGAAAUACCAAAAUAUCACCCUUGUUCAAUUUUGUUCAGAUGUCAUAACUUUAAACAUGUUUUCUAAGGGAUUAUUUUUUAUUAUUAUUUCAUUAUUAAACAGUUUACAUAUUUUUAUUUGUCAUGUCCACAUAAGAUGCUGUAAUAGCAAAUGUUUUCUGUGAUUUUAUUGUUUUUAAACUAAUGUUUAGUACUAUUCUAAUAAGACUGACUGUAUAAAUGUAAACAUGUGUCCCCCCCCCCCCCCAUACUGGAAAACACUCGACAUGUAUUGUUGAAUAAAGAUAAGUUGUGUUUUAGUUAUUAAAGACCUUUUAUUUGAUUUCAAA